Rotaria sp. Silwood2 is the source of this 318-nucleotide messenger RNA. Lineage: Eukaryota; Metazoa; Rotifera; Eurotatoria; Philodinida; Philodinidae. The record is from the annotation of a GenBank genome assembly.
AUGUUUGUACUUAUUGAAUGGAUUCGUCACCAACAUGAUGAAAUAGAUCGUGCACCAUCUACUGAUUCACUCACAAUGGAAUAUUUGAAUUCGAUGCAAUUUAUUGAAGCUUGCAUUCAUGAAGUUCUCCGACGUAGUACGAAUUCUCGAUUGGGCUUACGAUAUGCCGAUCGAGAGUUUUCAUUAUCAGAUGGAAAGUGUAUCCCAUCGGGAAAUAUUGUUGCAGCUGCUAUAACUCAUGCUAAGGAUUUAUAUCUAAAUCCGGAAAAAAAUCGAUCCUGCAAGACAUUUAUCACCGAGAGAAGAGAGCAAUGGUAA